Molecule: messenger RNA, 1191 nt
Organism: Penicillium chermesinum
Lineage: Eukaryota; Fungi; Ascomycota; Eurotiomycetes; Eurotiales; Aspergillaceae
Product: mannosyltransferase complex subunit MNN9
Exons: 1
Coding region: 1-1191 (396 amino acids)
Biological process (GO): cell wall mannoprotein biosynthetic process; protein N-linked glycosylation
Cellular component (GO): mannan polymerase complex
Molecular function (GO): alpha-1,6-mannosyltransferase activity
Source: RefSeq, a predicted model, not a curated record
AUGGCCGUCGCACGCUCAAUGCGACGCACAAGUCCCAUUACCUUGGUGCUGGCCACUUUGCUCGCCCUCGGCUUCGUCUGUUUCCUCCUGUCGCCGUCGACACCCGCGUCUGCCGCAGCCACCUCACAGUCACGUCAGCAAGACGCCGCCGAACACCCUCUCUCUCCUCCCACGAAACCCUUCCUGAAAUCGCAACCCAUCCGCAGCGAUGGAUAUAAAGCUGCCCCGCCGGUGGUACACUACGACCUCAACAACCUUACCAGCACAAGCACCGCCGCCGCCAAUGGCGAGCGGGUGCUCAUUCUCACUCCGCUCGCGCGCUUCUACCAGGAAUAUUGGGACAAUCUUGAAAAGCUGGACUAUCCUCACGAACUCAUCUCCCUAGGUUUCAUUGCCCCGAAGACCAAAGACGGGAACUCGGCCAUCUCGGCGCUCGAGAAAGCAAUCUCGAAGACCCAAUCAGGCCCAAUCGACAACCGGUUCGCAAGUAUCUCGAUCCUCCGUCAGGACUUCGAGCCGCCAUUACCGUCGCAAGAUGAGAAAGAGCGCCACAAGAUGAGUGCCCAAAAGGAGCGACGGGAAUCAAUGAGCCGUGCUCGCAACAGUCUCCUGUUCACAACUCUCGGCCCCAGCACCUCGUGGGUUCUCUGGCUGGACGCGGAUAUCGUCGAGACACCCACGUCUCUUAUCCAAGAUCUCACUCGACACAAUCAACCCGUCAUCGUCCCUAACUGUUUCCAGCGGUAUUACAAUUCCGAAGCUCGGAAAUGGGACAUCCGGCCCUACGACUAUAACUCGUGGAUCGAUAGUAACACCGCGCAAGAGCUAGCUGCAACGAUGGGUCCUGAUGAGAUUUUACUAGAGGGUUACGCUGAUAUGCCAACCUAUCGGUCGCUCAUGGCUUAUUUGCCCGACUGGAAAGCACUAGAUCCCUCCCGCAUGGUCGAGCUUGACGGAGUGGGCGGGACUGCUCUGAUGGUCAAGGCAGAUGUGCAUCGUGAUGGUGCUAUGUUCCCUGCUUUCCCGUUCUACCACCUAGUCGAAACUGAGGGAUUUGCGAAGAUGUGUCAGAGACUGGGCUAUUCGUUAUUUGGAUUGCCAGACUACUUCGUAUGUCUUACCUCUCUGCUUAUUCACCCCUCGUCCAAGGAGCCUCAACUCACCCUUCUUGCAACAGGUCUAUCAUUAUAA